Messenger RNA from Mytilus trossulus (common blue mussel), 1045 nucleotides. RefSeq lists its product as uncharacterized. The transcript is spliced from 8 exons. Bases 166 to 1020 code for a protein of 284 amino acids. The record is from RefSeq and is a predicted model, not a curated record. Lineage: Eukaryota; Metazoa; Mollusca; Bivalvia; Mytilida; Mytilidae.
CACGUUCUUAAGUCAGACUUGUUAUCAUGAGGUACGAUAACAUAGCAAUAGACAAGGUCUCCACACAUAAUGCCAAACAAAUUUAUAGGGCGCUUAUAAUUUUUCGUCAUCAUUGUUAUCAUUACUUAACCACUAAUGACUCCAGACUGGUGAAAGAUAUUUAGCAUGGUGUUUUGCUUCAUUUCAGUGAUCUCACUGCUGUCAUCGUUUAUUUUUGAAGUUACAGGAUUAGAAUGUUAUAGUUGUGACGAUGUCCACCAAAUUUCUGAAUGUAAAGUGUCUAAAGUAUGUGACCAGGCUGACCAGGUGUGCAUAACAGCAGAAAAUAUCAACGCAAAUUUCCAAUUUUCUUAUAAGCUAGGAUGUGCAAGAAAAGAGUAUUGUGGACAAAAAAACAGAAAUCUAAGACACAUCUGUUGUACCACAAAUCUCUGUAACAAAUACAAUUUGAAUACAACACAGUCAACCACCAUGGUUACAAAACCACAGUAUACCACUACUGUUCGGCAGAUCACAAAACAACCAGCGACGAUGCAGAUAACACAAGCUCCAUCUACUACAAAAUUAACUAUUACAGUCCUACCAACUACAGUAAGGUUACAGCAAACAUCACCAAAUAAUCAAUGCACUGGACAUGGUUACCAUCUUUGGAGAGCUCACUGUUAUUUCAUAAUUGAUCUUCCUGAAAUUUGGGCAGGAGGGAAUGUAGGAAACCACCACUUAGAUCCUUGCCAAGCCCUUAACAUGCAUAUGGUGAAAAUAAACACAGACAGCGAGCAUAAUGUGAUUGUAAAUUUUGUUAGGAACAUAUAUAAUUACCAAGGUGACGUUUGGCUGGGUGGUUCAUAUCAUCAAAACACUUGGAUGUGGAAGAAUAGUGAAGAAACCAUAGACGUCCAUGACAAACAUUGGAAACCAGGACACCAGCAUCUACAUUGUCUUGCUUUACAUGGACAUCAAUGGGUUACCCAUCACUGCAAUGAGAAGUACAAGACCGUGUGUGAAAAAGUCAUAAAAUAGGUGGAAUAAAUAAACAAUUUUGAAA